UGCGUUUUAGUUUAUAAAAAUAAGGUGUUUUCAAAUGAAUCUAGUAGUUGACCACGAUUAUAUAGUGGUCAAUUAUUAGUGUUUUCGCAUGGUCAAGGUAGGUCCACUAUUGGUGUUUUCUGAUGGUCAACGGAUUUAUUUUAUUUUCAGCGAAAUGAAGAAGAGUUUUUUCAAAUACAGCGAAGAACAAUUACAACAAGCUAUCAAUGACAUUUCAAAUAAUGUCUGCUCCAUUCGACAAGCUGAAAGAUUGUACGGUGUACCUCAUUCUACCCUAAUAACCAAAUUAAAAGGCAGAUCUUCUUUAACGAGACAAAUGGGCCCUCCUACCAUCCUUUCUAAAGAAGAGGAAGAUCUCUUAGUUAGGUGGCUUCUCGCUAAUGCUAAAAAGGGGUUCCCUAUUAACAAAACAUCUCUUUGUGAAACUGUUUGCGAGAUUAUUAAAAACGAUGAUCGAGUUCACAAAUUUCGUGAUGGAGUGCCUGGCAAAAAGUGGUUUUCAUCAUUUUUAAAACGUCAUCCGGAAAUUACUCAACGACAUGCCGAAUCUAUUAAUGGAGCGCGAGCGUGUGUUACUGAGGCAUCAAUAAGAGCGUGGCAUGCUUCAGUGAGAACAUACCUAAUUGAAGAAAACGCCGAGGAUAUCUUAAGUGAUCCGACGAGAAUUUUAAACUCCGAUGAGUCAGGUUUUGCCACUAACCCAAAGACGGGACUUGUGUUGGGUCCCCGUGGUAUGAAAAACUUUUAUGAAGUGAAAUCUGGAUCUGAAAAAGAAUGUAUCACUUCUUUAUUUACCAUAUCCGCCGAUGGAGAAAUAUACCCUCCUAUGAUUGUUUACCCGUAUGAAAGGAUUCCGGCAGAAAUUGUGAGGAACACAAAUCCUGAGUGGGUCAUUGGUCGUUCAAAAAAGGGCUGGAUGACUAGUGAGACGUUUUUCAGUUACGUGGCCAACACCUUAUUGCCCCAGUUACGAAACAAGGGUAUAAAGUUACCUAUAUUAUACAUACUCGAUGGGCACAAAUCGCACUUAACUUAUUGCUUAAGCAAAUUUUGUGGUGAAAAUGGCAUUUUCCUGUAUGCUCUUCUUCCAAAUGCAACACACAUUUUACAGCCUGCCGACGUGUCGUUGUUUUUUCCAUUAAAAUGUAAAUGGAAAAAUGUUGUUUCUGAGUGGAAAAAAAGCAACAACAACAAAAUAGUGAAUAAGGCCACUUUUCCAAUUUUGUUGGAAAAAUCAGUGCAGCAAAUUAGUUUAGAGACCGUAAAAAAUGGGUUUCGGAAGUGUGGCUUAUAUCCUUUUGAUGUUGAGGCGGUGGAUUUUUCAAAAUGUAUGCGCGAUUCUUCGCGGAUCUUGGGAGACUCCACCAAAAAUGAAACCACCAAACCAACCACUUUUGAUGUACCUCAUUUUCUGUAUUUCGACUCACUUAUAUCAAGUGAAAGGCGAGAACAGUUUAAACAAGCAGAAGCGGGAGAAUGGAUCUGUGAUGAAUCAGCGAAAGAGUUAUAUUACGUUUGGAGAAAAUUGAAAAAGAGGUGCCAGGAUCAAAAAACAGAGAACAUACUAUUAGAUACAGAAAACCAAGAAACUCGCCAAAAAACUAGUUAUACUGAAUUGGAAAAUAACAUAGAGACUACAAAUCAAGAAACAGAAUACCAAGAAACUAGUAAUACUGAAUUGGGAAAUAUCAUAGAGACCACAAAUCAAGAAACAGACUACCAAGAAACUAGUAAUACUGAAUUGGAAGAUAUCAUAGAGACCACAAAUCAAGAAGCAGGGUACAAUAAAUAUUGUGAUGCGACUAAUAACAUUUUGAUCGAACGCGAAGAAGAUGCAGCCAAAGAACAAAAACGGGUUAUAAUUCACAGCGAUAUUACUUUAAAACUUCCAGUAUUACAAUCAGGAACAAAAAAAGUUAGCGCUGCCUUCCUGGAUCAUAUUUUUUGGCCCGAAGAAUCACCCGAAAAAAAAGAGAUAAGUAAGAAGGAAAAGCUGCCUUAUGCAACAACAUCACGUAAAUGGUUACAGUUCCAUGAAGAAAAAGAAACAAUCAAAAAGGAAAAAGAAAGAGCAAAGAAAGAAAAGGCUUCAUUAAGAAAACGGAAACAAGAGGAAAAAGCCAAAGAAGCUGAAAUCAAAAAAUCAAAGGCAUCUAAAAUUAAGAAAAGGAGAAACAAAAUCAAUGAUCUCAAUAGCUCAGAAAGUGAGGAAGAGGAAUGGCAAGAGAGUGGCUCGAGUAUGGAUGAUGUAUCAUCAGAACACUACAGCAGUGACAAUGAAAAUGAAGACCCUAAUGUGUCUAAAAAACUCAAGCAAGAUAUUAAAAUUGGUGACUUUUAUGUUGUUGCAUUUCCAGGAAAGAAAAAGUAUCAUAACUAUGUUUGCUCUGUGCAAAAUAUGUAUGGCUGCGAAUAUGAAGUACAAGCGUUUACGCCUGUAGAAGAAAGUAACACGUUGUUUAACGUCAUAGAAAAUGACAUCAGUAUUGUAAAUGUUGACCAGUUUGUUAAAAAACUGGAUACACCGGAUGUUAUAAUCAGUGGAAAUCGAACCAAAUUUAAGUUCGCGAAAGAUGUCUUUUGAAUAUUAAUUUGGAAACAUAUUUGAGGAAUAAAUGUUUUAUCGUUUAACAGUGGUUUUACUUACUCUAUUUUAGUGGUCAACAACUGGAUACAUUCCGGUCAGAUAUUAGUUCUUGCUGGUCAAUAAUUGGUGAGUUGGGUACUUUUUCACAAAAAAAAUUUUUUCUCAUGACAAAUGAAAGGUUUGUUUCCAACCUCGGUGUUAAAUAGAACCACAAAACCUCACUACUUUUUAUACCAUUUAUAGUUUCAAUUAAAAUUCAGUCGUUUAGGAACUAUAUAUAUUAUUUUAAUGAAAUGUGCUUAACUGGUCAA
This is a messenger RNA of Photinus pyralis (common eastern firefly), 2898 nucleotides long. RefSeq lists its product as uncharacterized. Gene Ontology annotation, molecular function: DNA binding. The coding region runs from base 89 to 2584 and encodes 831 amino acids. The transcript has 2 exons. Gene Ontology annotation, cellular component: nucleus. Lineage: Eukaryota; Metazoa; Arthropoda; Insecta; Coleoptera; Lampyridae. The record is from RefSeq and is a predicted model, not a curated record.